AUGCUGUCCGCCGCCCAGCUCCUCGACGAGUUAAUGGGCCGAGAUAGAAACUUGGCCCCCGAUGAGAAGCGCUGUAACGUCCGCUGGGACGACGAGACUGUCUGCAAGUAUUAUCUCUGUGGCUUUUGUCCAGCUGAGUUGUUCACUAACACGCGCUCUGACUUGGGUCCUUGUGAAAAGAUUCAUGAUGAAAAUCUCAGAAAAAUGUAUGAGAAAAGCUCCCGUUUCAUGAAGGAAGGGUAUGAGAGGGACUUCCUGAGGUACCUUCAGAGUCUUCUGGCUGAGGUGGAGCGCAGGAUCAGGAGAGGCCAUGCCAGACUGGCGCUGUCACAGGCCCAGCAGAACUCUGGAGGACCUGGCCCAUCUGGGAAGAAUGAGGAAAAGGCCCAGGUGCUCACAAAGAAGAUUGAAGAACUUGUCGUCCAGAUUGAAGAACUGGGCUCAGAAGGCCGUGUAGAGGAAGCACAAGGCAUGAUGAAGCUGGUGGAGCAGCUAAAGGAAGAGAGGGAGCAGCUCAGCUCAACACCUUCUACAAUUGAGAGCUUUGCUGCUCAGGAGAAGCAGAUGGAGGUUUGUGAAGUGUGUGGUGCUUUCCUCAUCGUUGGCGACGCUCAGUCCAGAGUGGAUGACCAUCUAAUGGGCAAGCAGCAUAUGGGCUAUGCUAAAAUCAAAUCAACUGUGGAGGAGCUCAAGGAGAAACUUCGUCGGCGCUCAGAGGACCCAGAAAAAGAGGACCGGAAUAAGAGGGAGAGAGAGAGGGAAGACAGGGAGCGCGAGAGAGAAGAGCGAGAGAAGAGGCGCAAGGAGGAGGAAGAGCAGCGAGAAAAGGAGCGGGAGAGAGAGAGGGAAAAGGAGCGGGAGAAAGAGAGAGAGCGAGAGCGUGAACGGGAACGUGACCGGGACAGAGAGCGGGAGCGAGAGAGACGCAGCAGACGAAGCCACUCCCACAGCCGCCACUCCAGCAGGGCAUCAGAUCGUCGCAGGAGCCGCUCACGGGACAGGAGGAGAAGCAGAAGCAAGGAACGGGAGAGGAAGCGUAGCAGGAGCCGUGACCGGGAGAGGAGGCGUAGCAGGGAGCGCUCGGACAGGAAGAGGCGUUCCCGCAGCAGAGAGAGGAGGAGGUCCCGGAGCUCGGAGCGCAAGAGCCAUCGACACCGCAGCCGUAGUCGCGACAGGGAUAGAGACAAAGAGAAGGAUAGAUCUGCCAGAGACAAAGAGCACAAGGACUCAGAAGAGAAGAAAAGUAGUGGGAAGGGCUCAGGCGACGAGCGGCCCAGUGAGCCCCUGAAGCCCGAGCCCAUGGAGGUACAGCCUCCCAAAACAGAGGUGAACGGCACCACUGAAGACCUCCAUUCUGAAGGUGACACUCAGUCCAAUUAAAACUGAUCUGAUAGGACCUCAGAUCAGCUCCAGGGGGCGCUGGGACAGCUGAGUGAGGAAGACCCGAAGACCUCCUAUCUUCAACAUGUCAACUCCGCUGCUUAAAACAAGGUGAACCACAGAUGUAGUGGCCUAAAUAAGAUAAAAGGAAUAAAUGUAAAAUGGUUCUGUUGCCCUUUUCCAGCAGUAUCACAGGACCUUGUUUUUACCAUGUUUCUGUUCCUUCGUACUUAACUGUUAUGAGCUUAUAAGCCUUUAAGUACAUGAAGGUCCGUUCUUACUUCUGUUAGUAUGCAUUUAAUAAAAAGUACCUGUGACAUGUUUGCUUUGUGCAGUUGGGUCUCACUUCACAUUUUAGAAUUGGAAAAGCAGUUUUGGAGUAUAAUGUACAGUGUUUGGACUCAGGCCCUGAUUGGGCUGUCUCUCGCUUAGCUUUCAUAAUUUUUCCCCUCUCUGUAAGCUAUAUCCCAAAUGUUUGAUCACUUUUAGUUUAGAAAAGUGGAUUUUCAUUUUGUUCAUAUUUUUAAAAUCCUGUAUUUUGUCUUGAAUAAAAAGUCAAAAUGAA
Messenger RNA from Colossoma macropomum (tambaqui), 1945 nucleotides. It is a transcript of the gene luc7l3, whose product is annotated as LUC7-like 3 pre-mRNA splicing factor. Gene Ontology annotation, cellular component: U2-type prespliceosome; U1 snRNP. The coding region runs from base 1 to 1380 and encodes 459 amino acids. Gene Ontology annotation, biological process: mRNA splice site recognition. Gene Ontology annotation, molecular function: mRNA binding. The record is from RefSeq and is a predicted model, not a curated record. Lineage: Eukaryota; Metazoa; Chordata; Actinopteri; Characiformes; Serrasalmidae. The transcript is spliced from 11 exons.